Molecule: messenger RNA, 6249 nt
Organism: Anopheles moucheti
Lineage: Eukaryota; Metazoa; Arthropoda; Insecta; Diptera; Culicidae
Gene: Alk
Product: tyrosine-protein kinase receptor
Exons: 13
Coding region: 1-5757 (1918 amino acids)
Biological process (GO): protein phosphorylation; multicellular organism development; positive regulation of kinase activity
Cellular component (GO): signaling receptor complex; membrane
Molecular function (GO): ATP binding; transmembrane receptor protein tyrosine kinase activity; protein binding
Source: RefSeq, a predicted model, not a curated record
AUGGAAAUUAGAAGAACAACAAACAACCUGCCGCACAGUGAGUUUAGCGGGCGGUGUAGACUUGCAGCGAAUGCGCUGCGCAAGAUGGCGCCCGUGAGUGCACGACGUAGUGUGCGGUUACGGUCGAACGUGCUGCUGUUGGGGACGUGUCUGACGGUUGGCCUUUGGUUGGGCUUUGCACCGCCGGUGCACGGGCAGCGCCCGCUUGGCAAUUCCACCUUCGGUGCGUCCCACAACUCGUCCGGCGUCAUCAACGUCCAUCCGGUGCUGACGACCAGCACCACGUCGACCGAGCCACCGCGCUCCAUGUUCCCCGCGUCCGCGUCCGGGUUUGAGGAUUCGCUGGAGGACGACAGCUCCGAUAUGGAGGAGCACGAACACGACGAGCACGAGCACCAUCACGAGCAGCACGGUGGCGUUGGAGGGCACGGCAGCGGUGGUGGCACCGGUGGGCUCGGUGCCUUUUCGCAGCCGAACGAAAUCAAUGCCGGUGCAAGCCGGAACGGGGGCCACGAUGGUGCCCCGAUCGGCUCCCGCCAACCGGGCAGCCGACUGAUCAAUCCCUACUUUCCGACACCCGCCUCCACGCAGGGUGGCUCGAAGACGACCGAGCCCCAGAACGGUCGACGCUUCAAUCCGGCCCGGCCGGGACGGGGGCGGAAAACGUCAUCGAUCAACAUGUUGCGCAAGAUGAACAAGAUUUCCACCAACAUGAACGGGCUGGAAACGGGCGGUGAACCCAUUUCGUACGGUUCGACCACGCACCGGCGUGGCCAAACCGUGCACCACGCGGGCGCGGACGCGUACGGCCAGGAGAAUGCCGGUGAGCAAGGUGCGGGUGGUGGUGGAGGUGGUGGAGCGGCAGAGGGAACGGAUGCGCGCGGAGGUACCGUGCAGCAGGGUGGACGGGGUGCGGCCGAUUACGGCAACCGUGGUCGAUCCGAUCCGGGCCGUGGCCUGGGGGUCAUCAUGCAAUCGCCCGGCUACUUCACGCCCGGUUCGUCCUACAGCCGCCAGGGUGACGACCCACUAAGAACGUUACGGGCGCGUUACAACGAAGAGCGAUACCACAACUCCGUCCCAGAUCAGGGCUCCGAGAUGGACGAGAUACUGGGCAUGAAGUGUAACUUCGAGACGGAAUGUGCGUGGACGUGGGACGAAACCGACCAGCACGGGUUCCAGGUGGUGACCGGCAUGAAUCUAACCGAAUCCAACCGCACCGGGCUGAUGCCUGGCCCGGGUGCCGAUCCGGCCCAUAAUGCCAACGGGCAUUUUCUACAUCUCCGGCUCACGCAGGACAGCCAGCCGCAAAUACUCACCUCGCCCGUGUUUGGUGCGACAAAGGAGAACUGCUAUCUGGAGGUGUUCACCCACCAGAGCGCGAUGCAUCACGGUAGCAUACGGAUCGUGAUCGAGACGAUUGGCAACCAGGAAUCGAGCUGGGUCCCGGCCGAAAUCAUGGGCAACGAUCUGCGGCGCUGGCAGAUGAAUACGUUCCGCAUCGAUCGCAUCUCGAAGGACUUCAAGGUGCUGUUUGAGGUGGUACCGAACAAGAUUGGUGGGCAGGCGCGUGGACACGUUAGCAUCGAUAAUCUGCGCAUGGUGCAAUGUUUCCCGGACUCGAUCAGCACCAACAACUGUAGCUACUCGCAGGUGCAAUGCACCGCCAGCAAGGUACCCGUGUGCAUCAAAACACCAAAGAUCUGUGACAUCACAGUCGAUUGUGAUGACAGUGAGGAUGAGACAUUAAACUGCGAUAAAAUUCCAUUCGGUGGUCGCUGUGAUUUCGAGACCGGAUGGUGUGGGUGGCAAAACUAUGGCAACGUCAUUCUAUCCUGGGCACGACACUCUGGUCCAACGCCGACAGAGAAGACGGGCCCGGAUAUGGAUCACACGCACGAGAACUCGAACGUAACCGGGUACUACAUGUUCGUCAACAUGAACCAGCAUGCGAACGAUAGCGAGAAGAAGACGCUGGUUGGAUUGGCCAGCAAUGCGAUCAUGAACAGUGUCGUCUUUAACCCACCACCGCUGGUACACACGAAUGCGAGCUCACCGUAUCGGAACUCCUGUGUGGUCCGGUUCUACGUUCACCAGUACGGCAUGAACCCGGGCAGCAUCAAUUUGUCCAGUGUGGAGAUCCGCGAGAAGGAAAACUUCACCACAACGCUCUGGUGGAGCUCGAAGAAUCUCGGCGAAGAUUGGGUACGGGUGGACAUCAUCCUGCCGAACAUUACGACAAAGUACUACCUGCAGUUCGAGGCCCGCAUGGGAAUGCGCAUCUUCUCCGAUGUGGCGAUCGACGAUUUCUCGCUCAGCCCGGAGUGUUUCGGGUUGAAUAUACCGGCGGAACAUCUGCUGGGGUACAACUACUGGGAUCCACGGAUAGGGGGUGCCAAGCAGCCGCACAAAGAUUUCGCUGGAAAAUCAUUCCUGGAACUCAACACCUGCGGCGCAAAGGGGCAGUACGGACCGACACCGGCCGAUUGUCUGUCGUCGUACAACAACACAGAAGCGUUCAGUGCGGUGCACGUCAUUGACAGUCAUCCCUUCAAGGGUAUCCAGGCCUGGAAGGUACCCAACGAGGGUUACUACACGAUUAUUGCUAAAGGUGCUGGAGGUGGUCUUGGAUCCGGUGGAGUGGGUUCUUCUCGCGGCGCGAUGGUUCUGAGUGUGUUGGAACUCCACAAGGAUGAGGAAAUAUACAUCCUGGUAGGGCAGAGUGGAGAGCAUGCGUGUAUCAAAUCGAUGGGCUAUCGGGACGAGUCGUGUGAGAUGCGAAAUAAGCAGCUCAACAUGGACACCUGGAUGCACUCGAAGACACAGCAGGUGAAGAACACGAUCAUCGAGGAAGGUGCUGGUGGAGGCGGUGGUGGAACAUACGUGUUUUUGUUGAACUCCGCCAACACAGCAGUCCCGCUGCUGGUGGCCGGUGGUGGAGGUGGACUCGGUGUAGGUCGUUACCUGGACGAUGAUAUUCAGCAUGGCAAAAAGUAUCUCUCGUACAAGAAGGACGUCUCGGGUACUGCGCAUGGAGAGCCCAACCGGCAAGCCGGACCGGGAGGUGGUUGGCGUGCGCAGGCCGACAUGGGACUGCAGGCACACUAUGGCGCAUCGCUACUGGAGGGUGGCCGGGGUGGAAUGCCAUGCUAUACACCGCGUGGUACCCAUGGACAGGGUGGGUUCGGUGGUGGUGGUGGCGGAUGUGAUACUGGAGGUGGUGGCGGUGGAUACUCUGGGGGCGAUACGAUGAUUAACUCCACCAACGGCGAAGGCGGCUCGUCCUUUAUGGCAUCCAAGCGGAAUGUGCCAGAACUAUCGAUGGAGUUUUCUGGCGCGAACGGUGGUCAUGGAGCGGUACUGAUCAUUCCUGCCAUACAGGGAUGUGGAUGCGAUUACCGGUGUGUGGCCCUGGACGAGUACCGAGCGACCGUGGGUUGCAUCUGUCCCGACGGGUGGACACUGAAGCCCGAUAAUUAUACAGCGUGUGAAUUGCCCACGGAGACCGUGGAAAUGAAGUACCUAAUUAUGUUCUUUGUCGUCGUCGUGCUUGUGCUCUGUGCCGCACUGGCCAGUCUUAUACUGAUACUUUAUAAUCGUUACCAAAGAAAGCGUCAGGCAGCUCUGCGCCAUAAGAUGCUGCUGGAACAGGACCUGCAGCUGAGCCGGCUGCGCAGUACGGCCGAUGAUUCGGCACUGACCAACUUCAAUCCGAACUAUGGUUGUGAUGGCAUACUGAACGGGAAUGUGGAUGUGAAGAGUCUGCCACAGGUAGCUCGUGAAAGUUUGCGUUUGGUGAAAGCACUUGGACAGGGUGCGUUCGGUGAGGUGUACCAAGGUCUCUAUCGCCAUCGCGAUGGUGACGCGGUGGAGAUGCCCGUGGCAGUGAAAACAUUGCCAGAAAUGUCCACCGGCCAGGCGGAGUCUGACUUCUUGAUGGAGGCGGCCAUUAUGGCAAAGUUCAAUCAUCCAAACAUUGUACACCUGAUAGGUGUCUGUUUCGACCGUCAUCCACGGUUCAUUGUGCUCGAACUUUUGGCCGGAGGUGAUCUGAAGAACUUCCUCCGGGAGGGUCGUAACAAGCCGGAACGUCCAUCACCGCUCACGAUGAAAGAUCUGAUCUUCUGUGCGCUGGACGUGGCCAAAGGCUGUCGGUACAUGGAAAGCAAGCGUUUCAUACAUCGCGACAUAGCCGCCCGGAACUGUCUGCUCAGCAGCAAAGGUCCUGGCCGCGUGGUGAAGAUUGCUGACUUUGGUAUGGCCCGUGACAUCUAUCGCUCGGACUACUACCGCAAGGGUGGUAAAGCGAUGCUACCGAUCAAAUGGAUGCCGCCAGAAGCGUUCCUCGAUGGCAUCUUCACCUCGAAGACGGACGUCUGGUCGUUCGGGGUGCUACUGUGGGAAGUGUUCAGCCUUGGUCUGAUGCCCUACACUGGUUUACCCAACCGCGAUGUGAUGCAGCUGGUGACGGGCGGUGGACGACUCGAUGCACCGCAAGGUUGUCCGAUGGCCGUGUACCGCAUCAUGGCCGACUGCUGGAAUCCAACACCAGAGGAGCGGCCAUCCUUCUCGAAUCUGCUCGAACGGUUAACCACCUGCACGCAAGACCCGGAAGUGAUGAAUGCCCCGCUGCCGAGCUUUUUCCGACCACCGUCAAACGAGCGCGAUACGACGAUAAUGCGUCCACCCGGUAACGAUGACUUCUGUCUGCAGGUGCCCAACUCCUCCGACUAUCUCAUACCGCUGCCGGGUCCGCGUUCCGUUGCGGAGCGCUUGCUGAGUGAAGCGACCGGUGUCACGAUUCCCGACACACUGAUGACCUGUACGCCACCGAAGAAUGCCUCGCCGCGUAUCGUCAACGGUCACACGGUGAUGGUGUCGAAUGCGCUGGUAGGGCAUGGUGCACCCCAACAGCAACCACUCACGACCGUCACCGAUGGCGCCUGCUGGGAAACGUCCUUCAUUCGUAAGCACCCCGGGCAGGCAUGUCCGGCCGGGGUUCCACUUCCACCACCGCCGGUGCUCGAUCCGGCCGAAGCAGUCCUUCCACCAAACGGUCCGUCGAUGGUACCACCUGUGCCCGACGUGGCCGAUAAGCUCAUUUCGCUAGACACUCCGCAACAGACACCGACGGCCAUACAACCCCCCAUCUCGUUCAGCAAUCCGGUGAUCGGUGAGCUAGGGGAUGGACAAACCAAUGGCGGACCGUUGACGAACGGCAACGGUCACAGCCACGGGCCGCCGAUGGUGGAGUCACCGAUGGAGACGGCGAAGUUGCUCAGUAGCAUACCGCCACCAAUAACGCUCGAUCCGGCCGCGCUUAGUAUGCAGCAGAACCACGUGGUCGGUACAUCGUAUGCGAACAUCCGCAUGAUGAGCAACGCCAACGGAAAUGGAUCGAACCACAACCAUACCAACCACAGCAACAACAACAAUAACAACCAUGGCGAUCAUGGCGUUAUCGUGGAUAAGCUCACCAGCACCGGUGGCAUCGUGAUGACGGGCCUAACCGGAUACAGCAACGGUCCGACCGGCAAUGGUGGCGUUGGUGGUGGUAAUGGUGGUGGCAAUGGUGCUAGCCACAACACGAACGGUCACCAUGGCCAUGGCCACGGUGGUAAUGGCGGUAAUGGCGGCGUCGAUAAGGGAUCGGUCGGUGCCGGACCGGACCCCUCCCGGCAGGCGGCACCAUUCACGAUCCAAACGUUCAGCGAGCGUUACAUCAGCCCGGAAAAUCAUUCCGAGAUCAGCUGUUAAAAGGGUUUCGAUGAGGUGCAAACAUCAUUUCUACGAUAAAUCACCACCAUGCGUCGGCAUGUCCGUGUAAAAGGACACUGAAAAAACGUACACACCCACACCUAUAUAAAGUAUCAUUGGUGGACAUCCAUUGGCCACUAAUUUGAAAAAGUAUUUCGUAACGAAAAUCAAUAUAUAUAUACAUAUGUACUAACUAUAUAAAGAAAUGAAACCACACACAAACACGAAUACCCCGAUUAUACAAAAUGCAUUAUUUGUACAUAUACAUAUUUGCAUAACAUUAGAAGCGGUUGAUAGAACGAACAAAAACAAACAAAAAGGUUAGAAUAUAUUUAUAUAAAAAACGCUACCAAACAAAAAAAAAUAAGCGAGAUCGAGGUUUGUUCGGAAUACAGUGACAACCGGCAAAACAAAACCACUUGAUGUUAAACAAAAGAAAUCAUGUUUCUUUGUCCGAAUUAGUCCACCGAGUGGAACAUAAAAAUACACACA